AGUCUCUGUUCACCAAGACCUGCUCAAGACCUGGAAACCCCCACGAUGUCAUCAAUAUCGACAUGCUUUGGCUCUGGCCUACGGCUAGCAGCCGCACAGACGAUCAAACCACGUUCAAGAAGCUGCCUUGUCAAGACGUCCGAUCGCCUCCUCCGAUCGCUCUCUACGCAGGCGACCCGUAGAGCUACCUUCGGUCGCACCGGCUUGAACGCUCGAGCUUCCUCCUCAACGAUCGCACCGAGCCGUUCGAUCAGCUUCACUCCUCACUCGAAGAGCUCUGCGACCCUCUCUCAAGUGCCUCCGGCGGCGUUCAACCAGGAAGAGAGUUACCACCGUUCCGAGUCGAAGACGGACAGCUUGCCUAUCCUCACCACGUCCGCUGUGGCUAGGUGGUUGUACCUCUCAUCGGGACUCGUGUUCUUCAUCGUGGUCGUUGGUGGCGUGACCCGAUUGACAGAGUCUGGACUUAGUAUCACCGAGUGGGAGCCGGUAAAAGGGAUCCUACCGCCCAUCGGCGAGGAUCAAUGGAUGGUCGAGUGGGAAAAGUACAGGGUCACGCCUGAAGGCGUCUUGAUGAACUCUCAAUUGGAUCUGCCCGCUUUCAAGCGCAUCUUUUACAUGGAAUGGGCUCAUCGUAUCGCUGGUCGAGUCCUUGGAGUUGGCUUCAUCCUCCCGGCCAUCUACUUCGUAUCGAGGGGCAAGGUCGGCCCAAAUGUCCGCUGGAAGCUCCUCGCCCUCGCUGGAGGAAUCGGGUUUCAAGGUUUCCUCGGGUGGUACAUGGUGAAAUCCGGUCUCUCUGAAGAAAUCCUCUCUACGCCCGGUGCCGUUCCCCGUGUUUCCCAGUAUCGAUUGGCUAUGCACCUUGGUGCGGCUCUAUUGCUCUACACUGGGAUGGUACACACUGCCAUCGGGAUCAACAGGGACUGGAAGUACGCCAUGGGUCAGGGCAAGACGGCUGGGGUCGAGGUCAAGAACCUGAUGAGCGUUUUGGACCAGCCGGCUGUCAGGCGGUUCGGUAAAUGGGCUGGUCUUGUUACCGCUGCUGUGCUAUUCACUGCUGUCUCAGGUGCCUUCGUCGCCGGACUCGACGCUGGUCUCAUCUACAACGAGUUCCCUUUGAUGGGAGGUGCCAUUGUUCCUCCUCUCGACGAGAUGAUGGAUCCGCGUUACGCUCAAAAGGAGGACGGGAGCGACAAGUGGUGGAGAAACAUGCUCGAGAACCCUACUACCGUCCAGUUCGAUCACCGAGCCUUUGCCAUGACGACUUUCGCCUGCGUCGCUUCGUUGCCUCUGCUUGCCACUCGUCCUGCUCUCCGUCGAGCUUUGCCACCCAAUGCCAUCAAGUGGAGUAAAGUCGCCCUCGGUGCCGGCCUGCUUCAAGUCACGAUGGGAAUCACCACCUUGCUCAUGCUCGUCCCCGUCCCGCUCGCUGCGGCUCAUCAGGCCGGGAGCGUGGUCUUGUUGACGACCAUGUUGGGAUUACUCGGUACGUUGCGACGACCUAGCAGGAUCUCGAGAAUGUGGGCAGAAGCCAAGAGGAACGGGACGAGUUUCAGCACGGGGACUAGGACGAGGUUGAGUUCGGAAGCGUUGAAGGGGGUCAAGAGCGGGAUGGAGGCUCGAGUAAACAUCCCGUGAUCCUGAGCACCGAAUCAAUCUAGCAGUUAGACAGUGUAUCUGUAUCAAGUCGAGCCGCGAGCCGUUCGCCGACGGUCACUACCCAUAUCAUUCACGUUCACCAUUUGUGUCA
Messenger RNA from Filobasidium floriforme, 1750 nucleotides. Its product is annotated as cytochrome oxidase assembly. Lineage: Eukaryota; Fungi; Basidiomycota; Tremellomycetes; Filobasidiales; Filobasidiaceae. The coding region runs from base 46 to 1638 and encodes 530 amino acids. Gene Ontology annotation, biological process: heme A biosynthetic process. Gene Ontology annotation, molecular function: oxidoreductase activity, acting on NAD(P)H, heme protein as acceptor. The transcript has 5 exons. Gene Ontology annotation, cellular component: mitochondrial inner membrane. The record is from RefSeq and is a predicted model, not a curated record.